Messenger RNA from Epinephelus moara (kelp grouper), 1518 nucleotides. RefSeq names its product SET domain and mariner transposase fusion gene (gene setmar). The transcript has 2 exons. NCBI's taxonomy places the organism in Eukaryota, Metazoa, Chordata, Actinopteri, Perciformes, Serranidae. The coding region runs from base 600 to 1406 and encodes 268 amino acids. Gene Ontology annotation, cellular component: nucleus. The record is from RefSeq and is a predicted model, not a curated record. Gene Ontology annotation, molecular function: histone H3K9 methyltransferase activity; zinc ion binding; protein binding.
AGAAGAAGCUUCUCCGACGCACACAUCCCAGCUGCUCUGCCGCUGUUUCACUCAUUACUUCGGAUAUGAAUAUUGACAGAAAUGUGGAUUUAGCGGAUUUGAGCAACGGCCUCGAGAAUGUUCCUGUUUUUACUGAACGGAGUUCAGCCGUAAUGACGUUUCCUGAAUUUCAGGUAACGUUACGUAGCAUAAGUUGAACACAUGUAACGUGAGCCCCUGAAGUCCAAUGCGUUUUAGUUAUUUAUUUUGCUAGAGGAGUGCUUUAAGAGUAGGAACGUCUCCUUAGGAACAAUAUAAUGUCAUAUAAUGUCAUGUGUUUAGCUUUACAGUGAACUGGUACCUCAAUUAGAUACAUUAACACCUGCAAGUUAACUGUUGUUUCCACGUCAUAGCAGGAAACACACAGGUGUCAUUAAUUACAUUAUGCCAGUGUUGUGUUCAAGUGUCCCAGGUGACUUUGAUACUGAGCCAGCAUGUUCAAUACCAGGACCCUGACACUGCAGCAGAUGGAGAGAGCCAUCAGCCAUCAUGCACUUUAUCAUUCAGGGGAGACCGGGGAUGGUUGUAACAGCACCACUUUCACCAAGAGGGGAUGACAUAUGAGUCAUUAUUCCCCAGAUAAUGUUCAGGGACCAGGUUGCACCAUUGACCCCAGUGAAGUAACCCUUCCUGGAUGCUCCUGCCUCUCCCACUCCUGCUUCACUGAGAGCUGCUCCUGCCUGCAGACUCAUGGGCAGGCGUACGACAGCGCAGGCACACUGCUGAACCUUAGCAGGACGGACUCUGGCUACUGCUCGCCUGUGUUUGAGUGCAAUGCCCUUUGCACCUGCAGUGAUGCCUGCUCUAACCGGGUGGUGCAGAGAGGGCCAAGACUCAGACUAGAGGUUUACAGCACCGAGAACAGGGGCUGGGGAGUAAGAACAUUAGAGGCAAUCCCACAUGGGACAUUUGUGUGCGAGUAUGCAGGAGAGGUGAUCAGUUUUGAGGAGGCCAGACGCAGACAGCUCGCCCAGAGAUCUGAGGAAAAUAACUACAUCAUUGCCGUAAGGGAGCAUGCAGGUACAGGCUCCAUCACAGAGACAUUUGUGGACCCUGCCAUGGUGGGAAAUGUAGGCCGUUUUCUCAACCACUCCUGCCAGCCCAACCUGUUCAUGCAGCCAGUCCGUGUGCACUCUGUGGUUCCCAGGCUGGCGCUGUUUGCUGGACGGAACAUUGAUGCGCAAGAGGAGCUGACGUUUGACUACUCCGGAGGAUACAGUAAUCAACCACCUGUAGAGAUGCUGUCCACACAAAAUGAUGCUGCCAUACAGGCCAGCAGGACAGAUGGACUCCAGAGGAAAGAGUGCCACUGUGGUGCCAACAACUGUGUUCAGUUCCUCCCAUUGGAUUUAUCGAUUAUCAAGUGAAGUAAAUGAAAUUAAAUGUCAUAUCAUAUUUGUUUUUAUCUGAAUGUAUAAAGAUGGAUUCAUUUCUGAGAGAUGAAGAAAUGAUUUUUAUCAAACCUAAUGCCUCUAAUUU